GGAGCACGGCGGCGCUGGGGACGGAGCGGAGCAGGCCGCGGCCCGGGGCCCGCCAUGCCGUACGCCAACCAGCCCACGGUGCGCAUCACCGAGCUCACCGACGAGAACGUCAAGUUCAUCAUCGAGAACACGGACCUGGCGGUAGCGAAUUCCAUCCGAAGAGUGUUUAUAGCCGAAGUUCCCAUAAUAGCCAUAGACUGGGUCCAGAUAGAUGCUAACUCCUCUGUGCUCCAUGAUGAGUUCAUUGCACACAGAUUGGGUCUGAUCCCACUUACCAGCGAUGACAUUGUGGAUAAGCUGCAGUACUCCAGGGAUUGUACAUGUGAUGAGUUCUGUCCAGAGUGUUCUGUGGAGUUUACCCUGGAUGUCCGGUGCAAUGAAGACCAGACUCGUCACGUGACAUCCCGUGAUCUCAUCUCCAACAACCCCCGGGUUAUACCGGUGACAUCCCGGAGCAGAGACAAUGACCCCAAUGACUAUGUGGAGCAGGAUGAUAUCCUCAUUGUCAAGUUACGGAAAGGCCAGGAGCUGAGAUUGCGAGCCUAUGCCAAGAAGGGAUUUGGCAAGGAGCAUGCCAAGUGGAACCCUACAGCAGGAGUAGCCUUUGAGUACGAUCCAGACAACGCGUUGAGGCACACAGUCUACCCCAAGCCUGAGGAAUGGCCAAAGAGUGAAUACUCUGAAAUUGACGAGGAUGAGGCCCAGGCUCCCUAUGACCCCAAUGGAAAGCCAGAGCGGUUUUAUUACAACGUGGAGUCCUGCGGCUCCCUGCGGCCGGAGACCAUCGUUCUCUCGGCACUGUCCGGGCUGAAGAAGAAACUGAGCGACCUCCAGACCCAGCUAAGUCACGAGAUCCAGAGUGAUGUCCUGACUAUAAACUGA
Messenger RNA from Gopherus flavomarginatus (Mexican gopher tortoise), 882 nucleotides. RefSeq names its product RNA polymerase II subunit C (gene POLR2C). Bases 55 to 882 code for a protein of 275 amino acids. The transcript is spliced from 9 exons. Gene Ontology annotation, molecular function: protein dimerization activity; DNA binding; DNA-directed RNA polymerase activity. NCBI's taxonomy places the organism in Eukaryota, Metazoa, Chordata, Testudines, Testudinidae. The record is from RefSeq and is a predicted model, not a curated record. Gene Ontology annotation, cellular component: RNA polymerase II, core complex. Gene Ontology annotation, biological process: DNA-templated transcription.